AUGGCCAUGUACCUGGAGGGACGCAUCUACAGGGACCCCAAGAAUUGCCAGCAAACACCAGAAUUUGGAAGAGGCAGGGGAGGAUGUGCCCCGAGAGCCUUCCAAGAGAGCGUGGCCCCGGCAACACGCCUGGCCUCCAGAACUGCGGGACAGUCAGUGUGUUGUUUUAAGCCGCCUAGAUUUGCUGUGUCACUACAGACCUGUUCCAAAAGACGUCAGGCUCCCCUCGAGAUCCCUGGAAAGGGGAAAAAAUCCACCUGCCAGAGGGGGAGCCCGCAAACUGGAAGAACUUGUCUGACGACUAAAGGCACCAAGGCACAGAGACGCGAACUGUCAGGCCCUUCAUCCCUCUCCCUCCCACGCCCCCUUCAGACAUCUGGAAUUUCCCUGCAGAAGAAGGACGCCGCUGGAUUUAGACCGAGAGCAGGUGUCACAUGCCCUCCCCCCACGACUGUCGAACAUGCAGACAUCCGGGUCAAGAGUUAUGACGUCGAUUCCACGGAGCGGUACACUUGUAAUGCGGGCUUCAAGCGGAAGGCCGGGACCUCCAGCCUGACGGAGUGCGUGCUUAACAAGACCACGAACACUGCCCACUGGACAAUUCCCAACCUCAAGUGCAUCAGAGACCCCUCCCUGACUCAUCUAAAGCCAUCCUCCACAGAAGGGCCAGCAGCCACAGAGCCAGAGAGCACCUCCCUUUCUGGAAAAGAGCCAGCUUUCACUUCCAAAUCAGCCAGCACAGUGGCCACAAAGGCAACUACUGAGCCAGGCUCCAGGCUGAUACCAUCAGAGCCUCCCGCUGCAGGAACCACAGGGGUAAUCAGUCAUGAACUCUCCCAAGCCCCAGCUCAGACAACAACAAAGGCCUGGGAACGCACUUCCUCCGCCUCGCAGGAGACGCCAGGUACAUCUUCAUACAGUUCUGGAACUGUGACUGCGGCCGUCGUCACGCCCGUCGCCGUGCUCUGCAUCGUCGCAUGUGUGGGACUUCUGGUGUGUUACAGUCGUUCUAGGCAAACUUUGCAGACCCCCAGUGUUGAAAUGGAGAACAUGGAAGAGAUGCCAAUGAAUGGGGGAGCCAAUAGCAGAGAGGAGGAUGCAGAAAGCUCCCCACACAGCUGAGGAAUCUCCAGGGGAAAGCGGAGGGCAGCGCGGCUGAAACCAGGGCCCCGCCUCUGCCCGAGCCAGAGAGGACCGGGGAAUGACUCAGGUGUUGGGGGCCAGCAGGAGCCCAACAGGAUGAUAAAGGAAACACGUUGGCACCAUUUUAUCGACUGGGGCCAGCCAAGACACCUCCGGUAUUUGUAGGCUUUCCAGACUCAGGACGCCCUGUCUCAGGAGUAGGACGGGCCCUUGAAGCUUUCCUGGGAUGGCGGAACACCUCGGCCUUCCUUUUAUUUCACGACGACAUUUAUCCAGGAGAGCUCAUCAGCUUGACGAUUCCAACCCACAUCCUGACUUGCCGUUCACAAAGAAAUAAACACACCUGUGGCUGGAAGAGAAUUAUGAGGCUCCUCCUGGCUUAAGAGAUGUCUGAGAGGAUGACAAUGUUGUUGUGGCCCCGAAACGCCGUCUCUCGGGUUCAGGGCUCUGCGGGCACUGAAAAGGACCAGAGGUACUGUGCCCAGUGAGUCCUCUUAAGGAUUCAGAAAGAAGGAAACUGAACUCUGUGACAUUUUCCAUGUAUGCGUAUUUCUAUUUAUACUCCUUGUCUAGCAUAGCUACAUAUUUUGUUAUUUUGAAAUUGUGCCUUGUAUAAACAAAAUGUCUAUUUUCAAUACAAAAAAUAAUGCACUGAAAGAAUCACUGAGGAGAAAUGUACCACAAAGAGAAAAAAAAGAGGAGAAAGUGGGGGAAUACAGAGCUCCAAAUGGUA
Suricata suricatta (meerkat) is the source of this 1876-nucleotide messenger RNA. It is a transcript of the gene IL15RA, whose product is annotated as interleukin 15 receptor subunit alpha. Gene Ontology annotation, biological process: interleukin-15-mediated signaling pathway. The transcript is spliced from 8 exons. The coding region runs from base 1 to 1122 and encodes 373 amino acids. NCBI's taxonomy places the organism in Eukaryota, Metazoa, Chordata, Mammalia, Carnivora, Herpestidae. Gene Ontology annotation, molecular function: interleukin-15 receptor activity. Gene Ontology annotation, cellular component: plasma membrane. The record is from RefSeq and is a predicted model, not a curated record.